This is a messenger RNA of Gambusia affinis (western mosquitofish), 730 nucleotides long. RefSeq names its product protein phosphatase 1 regulatory subunit 12B-like. Gene Ontology annotation, molecular function: phosphatase regulator activity; enzyme inhibitor activity. The record is from RefSeq and is a predicted model, not a curated record. Bases 38 to 730 code for a protein of 230 amino acids. Gene Ontology annotation, cellular component: A band; Z disc; cytoplasm. Lineage: Eukaryota; Metazoa; Chordata; Actinopteri; Cyprinodontiformes; Poeciliidae. The transcript has 6 exons.
AUCUCCAUGCCUUAGUCUCUGACCUUCUACAGGAACCAUGCAAGCUUUUGUUUCCAGGUCGUAUCUGGCUCCUGUGAAGGAUGAAGAAGCAGAAUCUCAGAGGAAAGCAAAGUCCCGCCAUGCCCGGCAAACUCGCAGGUCAACACAGGGUGUGACUCUCACAGACCUGAAAGAGGCUCAGAUGAGCUACAGCCUGUCUCAUCAAGACAGAGAGAAAGAGGAAGAAAGCACUCAAGGAAACAGGCUGUGUCUGAGAAGAGGCUUUGCAGAUGACACAGGAGAUCAGAUUAGCCUGACUGAGUCCAAAGAAACAUCUGAGUUUACUCUGAAGUGGACCCAAAUAGACAAGGAGGGGAACAUUGAGAACAGGUUAGAGACUGUUCCAGAAUCUCCAAACCUGUCGAAUCUGUCUGCAUCUGGAUACCAUGGUUUCCCUCAAAGCAAUAGCUUCUUCAGAGUUGGUGAAACAACGUGGAGAGAUGAAAACCAGAAUCCAGUUGAAGACGCAGCACAGCUCACAUUUUCUACGGAGCUCCAGCAAAGAUACCUGUGCUGUGAUGCCAAGGCCACAGAGGUGUGUGAAAAUCCUUCAUCAGAUUUCACUUUUACUCCAUCCUGCAACCAGGAGAAAGAUGAGUUGAGUGUUAUUUUACCACUAGAUGGAGCCAAAGCGGUGAGGAUCCAUGACAGGCCGCCUAUUACCGGAGCCAACCUCUACAUGACUCUUUGA